AUGGAGAGCGGGGCGGAGGCCGAGGCCGAGGCCGGGUGGUGCCGGCGGCUGCCGCCGCACUGCGGCGCGGUGCCGCUGCUGCGCACGGUGGAGAUGCACGCGGGCGGGGAGCCGCUGCGCGUCGUGGCGGCCGGGGCGGCGAUGGAGAAGCUGCCCGUGGACGUCCCCGGCCRCGGGACGGUGCUGGUCGACGUGGGCUACGGCGGCACCUUCUACGCGGUGCUGAGCGCCGAGCGGCUGGGCCUGGACGUGCGCACGGCCCCGAGCAGGGCGCUGGUGCAGGCGGCGAGCGCCGUCACCGAGGCCGUGAAGAAGCAGUUCAAGCCCCACCACCCUGAAAGCGAAGACCUGGCGUUCCUGUACGGCACCAUACUGACCGACGGGAAGGAUGCCUUCAGCGAGGAGCCCACCACCAACAUCUGCGUGUUUGCAGACGAGCAGGUCRACCGAUGUCCAACAGGUUCAGGGGUGACAGCUCGCAUUGCCCUGCAGUAUCACAAGGGGCUYAUCCAGCUCAAUCAGACCAGAACCUUCCGGAGCAGCACGACGGGGUCCCUCUUCACUGGCAAGGCGGUGGAGGAAACCAGGUUUGGGGACCACAAUGCUGUUAUAGUGGAGGUCUCUGGAGAAGCCUAUUACACUGGCACCGCCACCUUCACUUUCGAAGAGGAGGACCCGCUGAAAUACGGGUUUUUGUUCAAGUGAACCAGUGGCUGAUUCUCACWGAUGGGCUUAGACUGCUACCUGCAUAUUUACAUAGACCUUGCUUCUUCACACAGCCCCUUGCAAUAAUCAGGAACAAAAAGAACAGCCUUUCGUGGUAUGACAGCAUUUGCAGUGUUUCAAGAUGACAGGCCACGUUCUUCCGUUGUGAUUAGCAUAUUUGAGUGCAAGCCAAGGGCUGAUCUGAGACGAUCUUUUAAUAAUUAAUUACUCACAGAAGAUGGAGCUGAGCUUGGACAGCUGUCUUCAGUGCACGUGCCUUAAAAAUGCCUGUGGAUUAGUAAUU
Molecule: messenger RNA, 1009 nt
Organism: Nothoprocta perdicaria
Lineage: Eukaryota; Metazoa; Chordata; Aves; Tinamiformes; Tinamidae
Gene: L3HYPDH
Product: trans-L-3-hydroxyproline dehydratase
Exons: 5
Coding region: 1-705 (234 amino acids)
Molecular function (GO): hydro-lyase activity
Source: RefSeq, a predicted model, not a curated record